GCAGGGACAAGAAGGCACCAAACUACACCUCUGACAGAGGCAGUGGAGGGUGGAAAGUGCCACUCUCUAAUAUAACCAACCAGAGGCACGCAGGUUUUGUUUCAUAUUCUAAUCCUCCACCCUCUGGCAGAGUGGAGUGGAAAGAAAAGAAAUCCCCAGGACUGGAUAAGAAAAAAGUAUAUCAGAAUCCAACACAGCUAACCUGAGGGACAGAUUUAGAACUCUUACCAAUUUCUCAUUGAAGCACCUUUCUUACCAGCUCUAAAAGAUCUCUGCUACUGAUUUCACCGUUAAGAUCAGGUGACCCCCCUGAACAUGGCCCCAGUGGUUCACAUGCCAGAACCCUUGUGCCUCAUUGAGAACAUUAAUGGGCGACUGUUGGUUAAUCCGAAAGCUCUGAAGAUCCUGUCUGCCAUUCAGCAGCCCGUUGUGGUGGUGGCUAUCGUGGGCCUCUACCGCACCGGCAAAUCCUACCUGAUGAACAAGCUGGCUGGGAAGAACAAGGGUUUCUCUGUUGGAUCCACGGUGCAGUCUCACACCAAGGGCAUCUGGAUGUGGUGUGUGCCUCACCCUGAGAAGCCAAACCACAUCCUGGUUCUUCUUGACACGGAGGGACUUGGAGACAUAGAGAAGGGUGACAAGAAGAGUGACACCCAGAUAUUUGUACUGGCACUACUACUGAGUAGUACCUUUGUAUAUAAUACUAUGAACACAAUUGACCAGAGGGCUAUCGACCUCUUGCACUAUGUGACAGAACUGUCAAAUCUGCUCAGAACAGUUACGUCACCUGAUCUUGAUGGGGUAGACAAUGCAGCUGACUUUGUGAGCGUCUGUCCAGACUUAGUGUGGACUGUGAGAGAUUUCUACCUUGACCUGGAAGCAAAUGGGCGACUCAUCACAGCAGAUGAGUACCUGGAGAAUUCACUGAGGCCAAAGCAAGGCACCGAUCAACAUCUUCAAAAUUUUAAUUUGCCCCGUCUGUGUAUACAGAAAUUCUUUCCAAUAAAGGAAUGCUUUAUUUUUGACUUGCCCACUCAUCGGAAGAAGCUUGCCCAGCUUGAGACACUGCGUAAUGAUGAGCUGGAUCCUGAAUUUGUACAACAAGUGGCAGAUUUCUGUUCCUACAUCUUCAGCCAUUCCAAGACUAAAACUGUUUCAGGAGGCAUCAAGGUCAAUGGAUCUCAUCUAGAGAGCCUGGUACUGACCUAUGUCAAUGCCAUCAACAGUGGGGAUCUGCCCUGCAUGGAGAACGAAGUCCUGGCCUUGGCCCAGAUUAAGAACUUGGCCGCACUGCAAAAGGCCAUUGCCCACUAUGACCAACAGAUGGGCCAGAAGGUGCAGCUGCCCACGGAAACCCUCCAGGAGCUGCUGGAUCUGCACAGGGCCAGUGAGAAAGGGGCUAUGGAAGUCUUCAUGAAGAACUCUUUCAAGGAUAUAGACCAAGGGUUCCAGGAAAAAUUAGAGACCCUGCUAGAAACCAAACAGAAUGACUUUUGUAAACGGAAUUUGGAGGCAUCACUGAAUCGCUGUUCAGCUUUACUUCAGGAUAUUUUUUGUCCUCUAGAAGAAGAUGUGAAGCAAGGGAUUUAUUCAAAACCUGGGGGGCAUCGUCUCUUCCUUCAGAAGAGAGAAGAGCUGAAGGCAAAGUACUAUCAGGAGCCCAGGAAAGGAAUACAGGCAGAGGAAGCUCUGCAGAAAUAUUUACAGUCCAAGGAGUUUGAGUGUGUUACCAUUUGGCAGACAGACCUGAUUCUCACCGCAAGGGAAGAGGAGAUGGAAGAGGCACGUGCGAAAGCAGAGUUUAUGAAGGCUGAAAAACAAAGGUUGGGGGCAAUUCUAAUGCAGCACCAGCAAAUGAUGGAGCAGAGGGAGAGACUCCAUCGGGAACAAGUGAGACAAAUGGAGAUAAACAGAGUGUACCAGCAGGCACUGCAACAGAGGGCCCAAGAACGUCGGCUCAAGGAGGAGGCUGAAAAGCUCAAGGAGAGAUUCCAAGCUGAGAGCAGAAAACUUCAGGAUGAGAUCCAGCAUCUCCAGAGGAAUGACUCAGCAGAUGAUACAUGUAUCUUACUCUAAAGAACUAAACACUAGAAAUUCAUUUUCUGGUUCACUUUCACUGAAGACACAAAGGAACAAGAAACUAUAGAACUUGAGACAAUCACCAUUUAAAUAAACUUCAUAAUAAUUAUAUUGAGCUU
Molecule: messenger RNA, 2198 nt
Organism: Balaenoptera ricei (Rice's whale)
Lineage: Eukaryota; Metazoa; Chordata; Mammalia; Artiodactyla; Balaenopteridae
Product: guanylate-binding protein 5-like
Exons: 12
Coding region: 316-2076 (586 amino acids)
Molecular function (GO): GTP binding; GTPase activity
Source: RefSeq, a predicted model, not a curated record